CCGAGGGCGGAACCGGAGACGGGGUGCCCGGCGGUGGGAGCCCCCGGCGCGCAGGCGCAGCAGCGCGCGGGGAGCCCGCUUCCGGGCCGAGGUCGAGCCAGGAGGGCUUCCAGGAGGAGGAGGUGGUGAAGGAGGAGGAGCCUGCUGAGGGAUGCCCAAGAAGUUCCAGGGCGAGAACAGCAAGUCGGCAGCUGCCCGAGCACGGAGGGCUGAAGCCAAGGCAGCGGCUGAUGCCAAGAAACAGAAGGAGCUGGAAGAUGCUUACUGGAAGGAUGAGGACAAACACGUGAUGCGGAAGGAACAGCGCAAGGAGGAGAAGGAGAAGCGACGCCUGGAGCAGCUGGAGCGCAAGAAGGAGACGCAGCGCCUGCUGGAGGAGGAGGACUCACGACUCAAGGGCGGCAAGGCCCCGCGUGUGGCGCCCGCCAAGGUCACCCGCGCGCAGAUUGAGGACUCCCUGCGCCGAGAGCAGCGCCAGGAGCAGCGCCAGGAGCCUGUCGAGAAGGCCAAGAGCCACCUGGAGCUGCCGCUGGAGGAGAACCUGAACCGGCGCCUACAGGAGGAGGGCAGCGUGGAGGCGCGCACUGUAGAAGACGCCAUAGCGGUGCUCAGUGUGGCAGAGGACGCAGACCGGCACCCGGAGCGCCGCAUGCGUGCGGCCUUCACUGCAUUCGAAGAGGUGCAGCUGCCACGGUUGAAGCAGGAGAACCCCAACAUGCGGCUGUCGCAGCUGAAGCAGCUGCUGAAGAAGGAGUGGAUGCGCUCGCCAGACAACCCCAUGAACCAGCGGGUUCUGCCAUUCAACGCGCCCAAAUGACAGACCCCGCCAGAGUCCAGCUUAUCUGAGUCAGCUCAUCCCCCUCCAGCCAGGCCUGCCCAGGGGAUCCAUAGAGAUCCGGGCGUGGGGCCCUCCCGGCUGCGCCAUAAGUUACCCUCAACAACCCUGAGGGGCCCCGCUCUGAGCGACAUCCCAGCCCCUGUGUGCCCCGUGGAGCCCGGCUGAGCACCCGCCCAAUAAAGGCUGUGGCGAGGG
Messenger RNA from Meriones unguiculatus (Mongolian gerbil), 1033 nucleotides. It is a transcript of the gene Ccdc124, whose product is annotated as coiled-coil domain containing 124. Gene Ontology annotation, biological process: transcription by RNA polymerase II. NCBI's taxonomy places the organism in Eukaryota, Metazoa, Chordata, Mammalia, Rodentia, Muridae. Gene Ontology annotation, cellular component: nucleus. Bases 152 to 817 code for a protein of 221 amino acids. The record is from RefSeq and is a predicted model, not a curated record. Gene Ontology annotation, molecular function: transcription coactivator activity. The transcript has 5 exons.